AUGUCGGAUAAAGUGCUGGCCAUUGUGGAGCAGCUGAGUCAGCAGAACCCUUUUCAUGACCAGGAAGACUUACCAGACCCUCCGCGGCCAAGCGAGACGGCCAUUCCUCGCGAUCGCCCUUCCGCGGAGCAGGUCCCAUUCAUUCAGAAGCAGAUUAGCAUUCUCAGCUACAACCACCUGCCCCGCACCUUCUUCUCCUUAGAGAAACACCGCUCGCUGCAGAGCAUCCUGUUUACGGCAAAGGAGGUGCUGUGCGAGGCACUGCCCAUCCGCUGCCUGGAGGCGACCUUUGUGGCACUGCACUACACCCAGACGCUGCGCGACAUCGACCGCAUUCCGCUCUCCUUCAAGUCGGAGGCGAACGGCAACUUCUACCGCCACAUCGUCCUCGUCCUCCGCACCCGCUCCGCUCCAGCCCUCUACGGUGCCCUCGGCCUCAGCCGCAAGCCUACGCUCAUGUACAAGCCACUAGCGUAUCACUCCCUCUUUGAUGUAGUGAUGGACUACAAGCGCGAGUACGAGGCCCUCGGGCACGAGCUGCUUGACAUAAAGCUGGGUAUCGCCGUCACACACGAUGAGCGCAGUCGCUAUGACCCAUGCUGGCGUUUCAUUGCCCUCAAACUUGACCACUACCGCGACGGCACCAAGGAAAGAUCACUGAAGCUCUCGUCGACGGAGAACCACAAACCGACUUCGCCACGCUCGUUGCAAACGCACGCACGCAAGACCAGCGGCCACGUGGCCAACGACUCGUUCUCUUCCUCAAACGGCGGUCCGACCGCGCUGCCACCGCUCAGCCCAGGUCCGCCUCGCGUAGAGACCUCCGCGCACUGCAUCAACGGGGACGUGUCGUUAGAGCGCUCGGCGAAAGCUGUGUGCGCCUCGCACAGCGAGACGGUGGCGCCUGCAUAUUCAGAGCAAUUCCCUCCGCUGAGCACAUGCGACUCCACCUUGUCGCCGCGAAAGCCAACUUCUAGUGUGUCGCCUUCGCUUACGCAUCCGCCGAGCACGACAGACGCGGCUGUCGAGACGUACGCGCCACUGGCGCAGCUGCUGAGCAACUACAUGCGACUCCUUCCCACCAUCAGCGAGCAGUACUACAAGGGCAUCGCAACUGUGGACAACAACAACAGAGCACUCAAGCUGUGCUUCAUGGACCUCGAUACAGCGGAAAGGGACUCCGGUGCGGAGAACCAGCGCCGACUGCAGCUCAUCGGCGAGAUGCAGUCCCCGCUGAGCGCGGAGGCAAAGCGGGUGGCGGCCAACCGAACGUUGAAGCCACCCAAAAGGGCUAGGGGCAUCGCGAAGAACGCGAGCGGCAGUGGCAGCAGCGGCGCUGUCGGCCGCCGAAAAACGAACAAGCGCGCCCCUCUUGCGUUGCUGCCCUCCGUUGGUGCGGCGGAUGGCAAGAGGGCUAUCCCGUCGGUGGCGGUGCAGCCCCACCGCCCCCCUCAGGUGCAGCCUUCGUUGGUGGCGCCGGACAUUUCUUACCCGUCCGCGUCACUUUGCACGUCGCGUUCUGCGGAGUCGGAGCGCGCCGCGUCCCUCUCUGCUCUUUUGACGGGCAACAGCCAUAUCUCUCGCCCAUGCAUGCCCUUUGAGCGGAUCGUGAUAGACGCGCAGAAUACCGGCAGCUCAGCCUCGCCGCUGUGCAGCCGGGAUGGCGGGACGGAAGGGUGCACGAGUCCGUGCGAUGCCGAUCCUGACAGCUUCUCUGAGGAUGCCUUUGCGGCUCCGCCCCUCACGCCGCGCAACUACGAUGAGCGGAAGCCGCUUUCCCACUAUGAGCCGUCCCUACGCUCCACAUCAUCGGCAAGCGACCUCUUUUCCACGCCCUUCUCGCUGAGAGCUGCCGCCAUGUGCUCACCACGCCGGUAG
Leishmania major strain Friedlin is the source of this 1878-nucleotide messenger RNA. RefSeq lists its product as hypothetical. Gene Ontology annotation, biological process: regulation of angiogenesis. Gene Ontology annotation, cellular component: cytoplasm. The record is from RefSeq and is a predicted model, not a curated record. NCBI's taxonomy places the organism in Eukaryota, Euglenozoa, Kinetoplastea, Trypanosomatida, Trypanosomatidae. The transcript has a single exon. The coding region runs from base 1 to 1878 and encodes 625 amino acids.